AUGGCGUUGUCGCUACUAUUCUGCCGAACCUGCGCACGGCGCAAAGUGAAAUGCGACAAGGUGGCACCGAUAUGCUCUACAUGCCGAAAAAGUAAGCUUGAGUGCUCAUACAAGUUACCUGAUCCCGGGGGACGGAAAAGGAAGAGAUCAAGCGCCGAGCUGCUCCAAAGGCUCGCUCGAUAUGAGCACGUCCUACGUGAACACGGAUUGCUAGAAGAGGCCCAGGCGGGCGUCUCCACUUUGGGUCAAGUUGCAACGUCCCAAGGCUCCGACAGGUCCAUAUCUCUCCUUUGGGACGAGCCGGAAGACUCCAGGGUGACAGGCAGGUUGGUCACUACCCAAGCCGGGUCGAGAUAUGUGAGCAGUUUGCUCUGGCAAAACCUGGAAUACGAUGAAGCCGAGGGUCUAUCUGAGAGCGAGGGCUUGGAGGACAAUUCAGCAGCGCCUUCCAACGGAUUUGACCCUUUAACAGCAGCGUUGAUGGACGGUCGAUUUCGUCCCCUUGACCAUUACCGUCCGCCGCCCUUCCAGGCCAGGUUCCUGUGGGCAACAUACAUCGAAAAUGUCGAGGCGCUUUGCAAGAUCCUACACAUCCCAUCAACGAGCAAGAUGAUCGAAGCGACGCUGCAGCGCUACGAAAGCGCAUCAAAUCCUGACGAGUGCGCGGUUUCCCAGGCUGACGAGUGCCUGCUAUUCGCUAUAUACCAUUUCGCCGUGUUCUCCAUGACCGACGAGGACUGCCUCGCAAGCUUGCACGAUUCCCGGGCGACCUUGCUUCAGAGAUACCGCCUCGCAGCUCGGCAAGCUCUCAUCAACGCGUCGUUUCUCAAGACCACGGAGUUCAUCGUUCUGCAAGCUUUUGUCCUCUUCCUUCUAUCCUCCCAACACCAGUAUGAUCCAGCCACAUUCUGGAUUCUCACAGGCGCCGCCGUCCGCAUAGCACAGUGCAUGGGCCUGCACCGGGACGGGGAGAAGCUGGGCUUGCCGCCCUUCGAGGUCGAAAUGAGGCGGCGAUUGUUCUACCAGCUUCUACCUCUCGAGGCAAGGGCCAGUCAGACGGCCGGCAUGGGCAUCUCCAUUCCGCCGUAUGCAUGGAAUGUUCGACUGCCUCUCAACGUCGACGACGACCAGAUAUGGCCGGGCAUGACAGAGACCCCACAAGAACAGCAAGGAGCUACCGAGAUGAUCUUCUGUCUGUCCCGGGCCUACCUAGGGAGUUUCUUCCUCAGAUCAAGUCGAGGAGGCAACGGCUCAGCCGGCGGGGAAGGCUUGAGCGCCUGGCGCCUCAGAGAUGAGGAAGCCGAGCGCGUCGUCAGGAAAGCAGAAAGCGAAGCGGAGGAGAAGUUCAUUCGCUACUGCGACGUUGUUAAUCCCCUGCACUAUCUCACAAUCUGCUCGGCGAGGUCCGGUGUCACCGCCAUGCGCCUCCGGGUGAAGCUCGCCAAGAUUCGGAACCAGAAGGCUACCGAAACGGACACGAAAGAUGCCUUGCAGCUCGCGCUCAAGACUCUGGAGACCGACUCGGCUGUCUGCGCUCACCCCGGACUUGAGAGAUACCGCUGGCAUAUAAAGCCUUUCAUGUUGCUCUCCCCACGAGAGACUGACACCGCUUGGGUGACUUUGAAGAAUAUGCACCACAACCACGGCCAGCUGUAUGCACCAGACCGACCGUUGUACGCGUCGCUAAGGCGGCUCACGAUCAAGGCGUGGGACGUCAACCCACCAAGCUGGGCGCACAACAAGGAGAGGACGGAAUUCAUCGACACCCUGCGUUCUGACCGCAGCCAUUUGUUGAGCGAAGGGAACAACACAGAGACGGCGGAGUCCGCGUCGGUUUGCCAGCUCCCUAAGGCUGGUUCGAUUCUGGAUUUUGACUUGGGCCGUGAGUUCGAUCUGGUCGGCGCAGACUGGUCGUUUUCCUCGGACCACCUCUUACGGGAGCAGCCUGGCCAAGAACAAUACGAACUUGACUUUGGAUGGGACAGACAGCUAUAA
Molecule: messenger RNA, 1995 nt
Organism: Chaetomium strumarium
Lineage: Eukaryota; Fungi; Ascomycota; Sordariomycetes; Sordariales; Chaetomiaceae
Exons: 4
Coding region: 1-1995 (664 amino acids)
Biological process (GO): DNA-templated transcription; regulation of DNA-templated transcription
Molecular function (GO): zinc ion binding; DNA binding; DNA-binding transcription factor activity, RNA polymerase II-specific
Source: RefSeq, a predicted model, not a curated record